ACAGAGAGAGAGAGAGAGAGAGAGAGCAAAAGGGAGGGGAGUUUAAACUAAGUGCUAUGUUUUGGGACAGGCUAAUCUGCUAGCGAGCAGUGUGAGGAUCGGAGCGUAUUGUGUGAGCCAGUGUGUGGGGGACAGAUAAGGGAGCCAGCCAGCCCGCCAGCUCGACCCACCAACCCACCGACUGCCUGACUGCCUGUUUUAAUGUGCUGACUCUUGGGAGAUUUAAAAAAGAGAAAAAAAAAAUACAGCAUAUUGACUCCUUAGACGUGUGCGGAGACCCUGGGCACAAACGCCACCACUACAGCCACAGCCAGCAGAAGUGCAUCAACAGACAGGGGAGAGAGAGAAAAAUAUAGAGGACUGAAAAAUCAUAACUCCAAAAUCAGAAAAUUAAAGAGGAUUUUUUAUCCCCCUCUUUUUUUCAAUUGAUUUCAUUUUUUCUUUCUUUCUUUUUUGUGUUCCCGGGACUGACUCCCAACCGUAGACAAGAAAAAGGGGAGCAAAGAACUGAAGAGAAUCUGAAAAUAAAAGGACAGAACGAAAAAAAGCACCGACUCUGAACAUGUUCGAAAUAAGCCGAACACUCAACGCCGCUUUGUUGAGCAAUGAGCAUCUCAAGAUGAUGGCGAGGUACGGGCAGCUCUCGGGACUAGCAGCCAGUGGCGUGGGCUCCGUCCCCGAGACGCACUCGCCGCUAUUUCCCAGGGAUCUCCUGUCAUCGCCAGCCCAGAUGGGCUACAGGUCACCCCUGGGGUCGACAGAGACACAGUGGCGUCAGGCAGAGCUCCCACAGCUCCAGGGCUGGGCAGAGAAGGGAUUGCUGACACAGCCAAAGAUGAUCAUCAGUAACAUGGAGGCUCCAGUGACAAAUGGCCCCAGCGGAGGAGGCACCACAGCCAACGGGCCGACCAACAACAGCCGCGGCUGCCCCUCGCCCAUGCAGACUGGCCCGACAAACGAUGACAGCAAGACCAACCUCAUUGUCAACUACCUGCCCCAGAACAUGACCCAGGAGGAGUUCCGCAGCCUGUUUGGUAGCAUCGGCGAGAUCGAGUCCUGCAAGCUUGUUCGCGACAAGAUCACAGGACAGAGUCUGGGCUACGGCUUUGUCAACUACAUCGAUCCAAAGGACGCAGAGAAAGCCAUCAACACGUUAAAUGGACUCAGACUUCAAACCAAAACGAUCAAGGUGUCAUAUGCGCGACCCAGCUCAGCCUCCAUCCGUGACGCCAACCUUUAUGUGAGCGGCCUGCCCAAGACCAUGACCCAGAAGGAGCUGGAGCAGCUCUUCUCCCAGUACGGACGCAUCAUCACCUCCCGCAUCCUCGUCGACCAGGUCACAGGCCCCGCAGGUGGCUCCCGAGGUGUGGGCUUCAUCCGCUUUGAUAAGAGGAUAGAGGCUGAGGAGGCCAUCAAGGGCCUGAAUGGACAGAAGCCAUCGGGUGCUGCCGAGCCCAUCACAGUCAAGUUCGCCAACAACCCCAGCCAGAAGACCAGCCAAGCCCUUCUGUCACAACUCUACCAGUCCCCCAAUCGCCGAUACCCAGGGCCCCUCCACCACCAGGCUCAGAGGUUCAGGCUGGACAAUUUGCUUAAUAUGGCCUAUGGCGUAAAGAGGUUUUCUCCCAUCACCAUUGACAGCAUGACCAGCCUGGUCGGCAUGAACAUCCCUGGGCACACGGGCACUGGUUGGUGCAUCUUCGUGUACAACCUGUCCCCAGAUUCUGACGAGAGUGUGCUCUGGCAGCUGUUCGGGCCGUUUGGUGCCGUCAACAAUGUCAAGGUGAUCCGUGACUUCAACACCAACAAGUGCAAAGGCUUCGGCUUCGUCACCAUGACGAAUUAUGACGAGGCGGCCAUGGCCAUCGCCAGUCUCAACGGCUACAGGUUGGGUGACCGUGUCUUGCAAGUCUCCUUCAAGACUAACAAGACACACAAGUCCUGAACUUUAACAGGUAGAAGCAGUUGCCCCGCGACUUUGUCUGCUCCAAAAUUGCCCCCAACCUCCCCCCUCACCUCCACCCGUCCCUUAGCCCCUUCAGUCACUACCACUACCACCCUACUACAGCCAUCCAACACAGCAAACUCAAACUCCAACCGGAACACAAAGCAACCGACAAACCAUCAAACAAAUUGAACUAGAAAUGGCUUAUAUUAUAACUUUGGACCUAUAAGCCAAUGUUGCCUAAGUAUUACAAAAAUGAAAUGAUGAAAAUGUUCAUGAGUUUUUGGAAGGUCCUGUGAUAAUGCAGGCUUCUCUUUGUUGUAUAUUCUUUCUGUUUGUUGUGGUUGUUUAAAUGAUUUUUCUCUUCUGUGUAAACAGUAGCAAUUCCCUGUAUCCCCUUAUUUCAGAGAAGAGAAUGUCCUUUUUAGAUUGAAACCUUUUCUCUGUCUUGAUUCAGGAUUUGUUUUCCUUUUGUAAAUCCGGAUCCACUGUCGUUAGUAUUAUAUACCUCCCUGUCGGUGAAAGGGAGGGGGCUCUUUUUUAAAUUGGUGAACCAUUCAUUCAUUUUUAGUGUGUAUUAAAAACUUCCCCUGGUCGAUUAUAGAUGGGAUUCCACAAUCCCAGUAACUCUUAUGUAGAAAAAAAAUGAAUUUCUAACAUUGUUUUUGUUUUGUAUCGCAAACAAAACAUAAUGUCUUUCCUCACAGGGGUUCAGGGAGAUGGGGCGAGGGAGGGGAUGGGUUAGCUUUCCUGAUGACACGUUCAGUAAUUUAAGAAAAAAAAAAAAUAACACUGUUGCCAAAGAGAAGAUCUCUUUGCUUGAAAAAAUGCGUUUAGAAAAAGAUAAAAAUAAAGAGAAAGAAGAUCUAUUUUUAUAAAUGAUAAUUAAAAUAAUAAUUAUUGAAGAAUUUUUACAAGAAUCUGGAUUUGAAAAAAGAGAAAAAUAUUUUGACUGGCUAGCUAGGGGGGGCCGGGGCGGGAGGGAGGGGGCACCACCUUGUCUUGUCGUUCUGCCGUGGUACUUUAUAGGAUCAAAGGUUGUUUGUUUUUUGGGGAAUCCAAGUUGGCAGUGAUUUUGUAGAAGGAAGGUUUUGUGAAAAGGGAUGCAAACUGAGGCAGGUGAUUUUGGUAAUUUUUCACAUAUGUACUAGUGCGUAAUUAUUCAACAGCGAUACCCAAAAGGGAAGGGAGAGGGGUCUUUCCAAGGCCUAACCAUCCUUAUAGUCCAGAGCCCAAAGCAAGAAGACCCUUUGUCCACUUGUUUUCCUGUUUUUGUCAUCAGUCAAUAUGGGAUAUCAGUAAAUAGAUAUAUACACAUCUAUCCAUUUAGAGAGCAUACUAUACAUUAUCUAUAUCAUUUUCUUCGCUCUGCGUUGGUGAACUUACAUUUGAAAAGAACUUCCUUUUAGCGAUCAAACGUAGGUGCUAUACUACAUUAUUCACAUAUCUUAAAUAUCCAAGUUUGUUGUUCUAUGUGUUGUUUAAAGAAAAAAAAAUACUUCGAUGUUGGCAUUGAAUUGAGCUGCUGUUCUUUGUUUAAUAUUUGUUUAUUGUUGGCCCACAAAAAUCUGGUGAGACUAUUUCUUUGCUGAAUAACCAGAUAAACGACUUCGGGCCUUGUAAGAAUCACUGAACAAAUUUUUAUUUUGUAUUUCUUUUGUUUGGCUUGCUGACUUUUAGGUUACUUGCUGAGCGUGAAACGUUUGUCAAAACUUAAUGAUGAUUAGCUAGUUCCGUUAGUCUAGAUAUUUGUUUCCUUAAAAAGGAUCUAUGACAACUGUGUCUUUAUUUGCUGUGUACAAAUAGAUGAUAUAUAUAUAUAUAUAUAGUCUACAUUUGUUUUACAAUAUCUACUGUACUAUCUGAGUUGUCACUGUUCUUUUGUUUGAGCUUGUCUUUUUCAUAUGACAACUUAUUAUGAAGUGGUGGUUCAGUUACUUAGAAAAACUUGUGAGGAAACUGUUCAAUUGUUGUCAUGUUGCUUGUGGAGAAAAAAAAAAGAUUUGGAUUAACUUUCAGUUAACUACCGCGGCAAAAGAAACCGAACAAAAGCUUAGAAUAUAACUGUAUUUGUUUAGCAGUUUAUUUACUUAUCUAUUUUUUAAACUAUUUAUUUUUCUAUUUAUUUUUAUUUAUUAUAUAUUUAUUUAUUUAUUUAUUAAUUUAUCUGUGUAUUUAUGUAUUUAUUUGUUUCAUUGUCUGUGUAUUUGCGUGAUUCUGGUACAGGGAGGGGGGCGUUUCUGAGCAAAAGGGAACAAAGCGACUAGUGGAGAGGCUCUUCCAGUAGUCCACUGCACUGAGAGAACUUUUAGUACGUUUGUGCUUUGUACCAAUAUAUCAAAAUUACAAUAUAAAAAAAUCUAAAAGUCAAGAAAACUGAAAAAAAUGUCUGGAGGGUUGGGGGACGCUCUUCCCUUAUUACUAGAAACAGUUACUCGCUAUGCAUAACCUAGUUAAUAGUUAAAUUUGCUAUUGCUUUUUUCUUGUCUUGUUAAAAUGAAAUCUUUAGAUCUUUUUCAAUAAAGUUUAGUCUUAAUAGAAUGUUAUAAACAGUCGUUCUGGUUCAAUAUAACCUGUGAUAAGUUUGUGUAGUUCUAAAAAGCCACUCCGUCCACACCCUCCCUCCACUUACUACCGCUUUGUGAUGAAACCUUAUGCAAAAAUGUGGGUCUGAAAGCAUAGUUUUCAGUUUUCAGUAAACAUUUUAUAUAACAUUCAGCUCUUGGAGGCUUGGGCAGAUACAUUUUAAAAGGAGCAAAUGCCCAUUGUUGUUUGAGGGUCAUUCAUUGCACUGGACUAAAUCGGUCAAAAUCACUUAAGAGUCAAAAAUUAUUUUUAAAAAUAUUCAUCAUGUUUUCAAAUGACAUACCAACAAAUCUUUAAAAAUGAGAAAUUGUUACCAUUGCACACCAACUGUUAUUUACAGCAGUUGUUGCUAUACUUAAGUACUCUGGAGGUAUGAAAAGGGAUUGUACCGAUUCUAUAUUUUAUAUACUCUAAUAUGAUAUAUAUUAUAUAUUUUGAAAGGUGAAAGGUAAGGGAAUGGUUCCAGAAGUAUAAAUAUAAGGAAUUGGAUUUUUUUUGUUUGUUGUUAAGACUUGAAAACAUGAAGGAGGUGUGUGGAGAGCAUUUUAAACACUCAGACGCAUGCUCGCAUAGUACAUCCUUCUCUCUCACACCUCAGUCAUCUGACAGGCCGGGUCAUCUGAUAUCAUCACCAUUAUCCAAUCAUCAUCUGCGCCAUCCAAUCACAUAAGUGUUCUAGUGUCAUAACGGCAACAAACCAACCCACCAACCCACCAGACCCCGUCAUGCUCCCCGCCGCCGCCGGGAGCUUGAAUUAUGCAACGACCCCAGUAGAAUGUUGUUCUGAUGUGUGAAAUAAUUUCCUACACUGUAUGACUUUUGAACUCUUACGAUGCGUGCCUGUGUUCCGCCUAGACCCUGUGUGCACAUGGGCGUGCGUGUGUGUGUGUGUGUGUGUGCGUGCGCGCGCAUAUGUGCAUGUUUGUAUGCAUGUUCCUUUAUGUAACUGUGUGCGUGUUGUGUGUUUGUCCUCAUAUGUUUGUUAGCGUGGAGUACAUCCAGGUGUGUGUAUGUACAGUAUAUACAUAUGUUAAGUGUUUGUUAUUAUGUGUGUGUGAUUGUGCAUUUGGGUCUGUUCAGUGCACAUAUAUACAGAACGUAUGUGUGUGUCUCCCUGAGUGCAUGUGCGCGCGGGUGUGAAAGAGAUAAGAAGCACGUGCGGUUGUUGAAAAUGUGUGUGUGUGUGUGAGAAUGUGUGUGCAUGUCAGGGUGUUUGAAACAUGGGGCUGUGUCACCUCGCUCUAUGCCCAACCCCUAUGGCUCACACCAUCCCCUGUAGCGCCUUAUAGUGGCAGCCUGCCAGUAGGAACAACGCAGCCAGUAGUGGAGGAGGGAAGGUGAACAGAGGAACUAGGCUCUUCUUGUCAGUUUUCAUUUUCCUCCUGAGACGUGUUUGUUUACUAUCUGAAAAAUCUAUAAACGAAAUCUUUAAAGACAAAAAAGACGAAAAAAUGUUCACAGGGCCCCAUGACCGCGGCUCUCUCUACUCUCUCCUGCUUAUGUUAUUACUUAACAAUUAUCAAUGAUGAUUAUUAUGAUUAUUAUUGCUAUUAUUCUUAGUAUUCUUAUUCUUAUUAUUAAUCCAAUUACUGCGAUGAAUGACUUCAUGUUAUCCUUGCUAGUUUAGGUCAUUUCUGAAACUGGAAACAAAAUAAAAAUCUUGCUGUAAAUGUUUGUUUUUUCUUUUUCAUAAAACUGUUGUGUUUGAAUUAUUUGUACUUUUGAAUGUUGGGACAAUAAAAUGAGGUGUUAAGAGCU
Molecule: messenger RNA, 6289 nt
Organism: Seriola aureovittata
Lineage: Eukaryota; Metazoa; Chordata; Actinopteri; Carangiformes; Carangidae
Gene: elavl4
Product: ELAV like neuron-specific RNA binding protein 4
Exons: 9
Coding region: 563-1945 (460 amino acids)
Cellular component (GO): ribonucleoprotein complex
Molecular function (GO): RNA binding
Source: RefSeq, a predicted model, not a curated record